This is a messenger RNA of Homarus americanus (American lobster), 2102 nucleotides long. RefSeq names its product integumentary mucin A.1-like. Lineage: Eukaryota; Metazoa; Arthropoda; Malacostraca; Decapoda; Nephropidae. The record is from RefSeq and is a predicted model, not a curated record. The coding region runs from base 3 to 1103 and encodes 366 amino acids. The transcript has 3 exons.
CCAUGUUUAUUCACUGGGUCUGGUUCACCAUCCAAAUGGCGUCAAUUACAAGGAGAAAACAGAAACUCCAAAAUAUUCGUAACUUUAGAUUUAAAAAGAAGUUAUUCCACAAAGAAACAAGAGGAAUGGUGAGGCAGCUGUUACAAGUGUCUGGUGAAGACUGGGUGGCUGCUGUCAAGGAGUACGUUGAUAAUAAUGAACUUCACCUGCAAGUGUUCCCAGAGAGACGCGAGCUUCACACGAUCAUCAUAGAGAAACGUUUAUCUCUGCUGGGAAAUUUAUUCACUAAACUUGUGAAAAAAUAUCUGGAGAUGUACGUCAAACAGUUGGGAAUAACCUCUUUGAUGGUUUUUAACUUCAUCGACUUCGUGGGGAAGACUCUCAGCGGGGAGACCGAGUUGUCGGUGUUAUGGUCAUCACUUGUCGAGGGAGAAGACGUUGAGACGGCGCGGCACAUAGGCAACACGUACGGGUUGGCCUUGAUGCAGCAGCUGGAGAAGUCAAUUGAGGCGCAAACAAAACCUGGCGAAAAGAUCUCCACGUGCUCGACCGUUACCAGCGUGUCAUCGACCAUUACCAGCGUGUCCUUCUCCUCGACCACUCCCAGCGUGUCCUCCCCCUCGACCACUCCCAGCGUGUCCUCCCCCUUGAUCAGAGUUGAACAUUUCCCCCGCUCGACCCUUACCAAGGCCACUGCCAUCGAGUCCUCACCUGAGGCCACUAUCACUGUGUCCUCACCUGAGGCGACUACCCCUCUGCUCUCACCUGAGGCCACUUCCACUGUGUUCUCACCUGAGGCCACUACCACUGUGUUCUCACCUGAGGCCACUACCACUGUGUUCUCACCUGAGGCCACUACCACUGUGUUCUCACCUGAGGCCACUAUCACUGUGUUCUCACCUGAGGCCACUACCAGUGUGUUCUCACCUGAGGCCACUACCACUGUGUUUUCACCUGAGGCCACUACCACUGUGUUCUCACCUGAGGCCACUGCGUCCUCACCUGAGGCCACGACCACUGUCUCCUCAUUCUUGAUCACCACCAUAGAAACAGACUCCCGCGGACGCCCCACGGUUGUCGGUCCAGACAGGCGCAGAAAGUGAGGUCGACGGAGGACUUGGACCAACCUAAUAAAACCACUUUUGACUUGUACAAUAUCAGGAAGGAACUCAACGGUCAAACGUGUCUGGCGUUGUUAACAUUUGUUUUACAUUACAGUAUUUUCUUGUUUCUCCCUAAACCUUUCUCUCUCUCCCAGCUCUGUUAAUUUCCUGUCUGUAUUCUCUUCUACACCUAACACUUAUACAGCAACUAAGGGUCGGUUUAUUUUAUACAGAAAGAAUUAUAUGGUACAGUGAACCCUCGAAGAUCUGGACCAAAAGGGGGGGACCACCCGACUGGAAAAGCCGAUUGUCCGGCGAUUAGUAAAUUCUAUAAGAAACACCAAAAAUAUAGUACAGGGGGGCCAACUGUUUUGUAAACACACACCAAAAAAUAAUAAUUGGAAAAUCCUCUCACAAAUAAUCAGAAACAAAUUUAUUAAAAAUGUGAGUCUACCCUCAAAUCUGUGGUUCAUUACUUUAUAAAUAGAGCACGAAUUUGAGGGUAGACACAUUUUUAAUAAAUUUGUUUCUGAUUAUUUGUGAGAGGAUUUUCCAAUUAUUAUUUAUUUGUAUGUGUUUUGUGUGUCUGUGUCUACACACACACAUUUACAAUACAGGUAAAGGAAAUUACCGUAUAUAAACUUUGCAUUUACCUAUGAUAACAUAAUGAGAAACAUUGUACCAUUAUUAGAGUGAAUGAAAUAAAAUUCCCACAAACAACAAUUGUCAACUCUGUAAAUGUUUCACAACUCCUCGGACACCUGUGUCCAAGCAACUGACUGUGGUCAAGUGUUGCCCACAGGUGUAAAAUGCUCUUUGCACCGGUUUGGGAAUGUUUCUUAGGGAAACUUGGAGGAGGCUUCUUAGCCCAGAACCCUCAAAUUUGUUGUCUGGAUCUUGGUCCAGGUCUUCGAGGGUUUACCGUUCUUAUGUUUUCUGAUGUGUAAUGGUUAAUGUAACGAAAGAUCUGUACAGUACAGUAUAUAAAAAUUAUUGUUA